AUGUCAGAUUCCAACAUAACCAAAUUCACCAACCCCUCCACCUUUAUCCUGCUGGGAAUUCCUGGCCUGGAGACGGCCCAUGUCUGGAUCUCCAUCCCCUUCUGCACCAUGUACGCCAUAGCCAUCUUCGGGAACUUCACCAUCCUGUGCAUCGUGAAGACGGAGCCGAGCCUCCACAGGCCCAUGUACUAUUUCCUCUGCAUGCUGGCUGUCUCUGACGUGGUUGUAUCUACAUCCAUCCUGCCCAAAAUGCUGAGCAUCUUCUGGUUCAAUUCCAGGGAGAUCGAUUUCGGUGCCUGUCUCACCCAGAUGUACUUCAUUGCCUGCUUCUCAUCGAUGGAAUCUGGGAUCCUAGUGGCCUUGGCUUUUGAUCGCUACGUGGCCAUCUGUAAUCCCCUGAGACAUUCCACCAUCCUGACAAACCCCAUGGUGGCCAAGAUCGGUCUCACUGUGGUGCUGCGCAGCAGCAUACUCGUACUACCCAAUCCCUUCCUGGCGAGGCGGUGUCCCUAUUAUAGAACCAACGUCAUCCCCCAUACCUACUGUGAUCACAUAUCUAUGGUCAAGUUGGCCUGUGCUGACAUCAGUGCCAGUAAUUACUAUGGCCUGUCUUUGGCAUUGUUCAUCACAGGUCUGGAUGUGUUUUUUAUCACCGUGUCCUAUACUCAGAUUCUCAGGGCUAUCUUAGGCCUCCCCUCAAAGGACACCUGGCUCAAGACUUUUGGGACCUGCGGCUCCCACCUCUGUGUGAUCUUAGCCUUUUACAUCCCAGCUCUCUUCUCCAUCCUGACACAGCGAUUUGGCCACAAUGUGCCCCUACAUUUCCAUGUUCUCAGUGCCAACAUGUACCUCCUGGUGUCCCCCAUGCUAAACCCCAUCAUCUAUGGGUUGAGGACCAAACAGAUCCGGGACAGGCUGCUCCGGCUCUUUACUCAUAAAGGGACCUAA
This is a messenger RNA of Terrapene triunguis (Three-toed box turtle), 948 nucleotides long. RefSeq names its product olfactory receptor 52E4-like. NCBI's taxonomy places the organism in Eukaryota, Metazoa, Chordata, Testudines, Emydidae. Bases 1 to 948 code for a protein of 315 amino acids. Gene Ontology annotation, biological process: G protein-coupled receptor signaling pathway. The record is from RefSeq and is a predicted model, not a curated record. The transcript has a single exon. Gene Ontology annotation, molecular function: olfactory receptor activity; G protein-coupled receptor activity. Gene Ontology annotation, cellular component: membrane.